Messenger RNA from Trypanosoma theileri, 2376 nucleotides. RefSeq lists its product as uncharacterized. NCBI's taxonomy places the organism in Eukaryota, Euglenozoa, Kinetoplastea, Trypanosomatida, Trypanosomatidae. The record is from RefSeq and is a predicted model, not a curated record. The transcript has a single exon. Gene Ontology annotation, molecular function: protein binding. The coding region runs from base 1 to 2376 and encodes 791 amino acids.
AUGAUAAACAAAUCACCACAGUCACAAGAUCGCAGUUGGUUCUUCCUAGUUGAUACCCCGGGAUAUGUACGCAGUCUACUUCCUAUUACAACAACAACGAGAAUAACAGAGAAUGAUGAUAGAGAGAAUGGCGAUGUUAACGAAUGGUCUUCCACCUUAUCAUCAUCAUUAUCAUUAUCAUUAUCAUCUAUGCCUGUUGUAUUAGUGGCGGAUAAAAAAACAGGUGAUUUAAGAACAUUUAACUGUAAACUGCAAUAUCCAUGCAGUGAGUCCCUGCGGCCGCCUGCAGAUGUUAAUACACCAGCCUUCUCUUCUGCAGCUCUUCAACAAACUCCUACAGUGAAUAUGGCCCAAUCCUUUACUCUUGUGGGAAAUGAAGAAGUUUGGGUGGGUUGGUCCUCUGGGCAUAUUGGUGUAUAUCGAAUGCAUAUGAUUGAAAAAGUAUCCACAUCAUUAUCAUCAUCAUCAUCAUCAUCAAUACAAGCAAUGGGUGGAAAGAGUUCACGUACACAAAAAUCAAGAUCCCAUCAAAUACAUUGGAGAGCCAUCUGUUAUCUUUACAAACAUCGAGCAGCCGUACACUUAUUGGCUACUGGACCAGGGAAAUGGGUAUUUAGUGCGAGUCAUGAUCACCGGGUAUUACAAUGGCAUGCCGAAACACAUGAAGUUAUUCGAGAUAUAACCAAUAUCUGCAGUAUACAGGAUGAAUAUAGAUCUUCACCAAUACGUAUGAUGACGGUAGCGAUGGGGUGUUCUAGCACAAUAAGCUUUACACAUCCACAAGGUCAUUUUCUAUUUUUUUUCUCAACAGAACGAAGAAUCCUUUAUGGUGUUUCAUUAGGUGGACCAGGGAGAAGUGAGAAACUGCUAGCAGACGCAGAUGUACCCCUGCAGCGUAUUACUUCCGCACGUCCAACAGUAACUUCUUCUGCUGUUCUUGUUGGCAGCGGUGAUGAUGAUGCGGCGACUGUUUUGUGCCUUGGCGAUGAAGAGGGAUCUAUCACCUUCACACCUCUCACCGUUGUACAUAAUGGUCAUUCCAACAGAGAAGAUAUAUCUUCGUAUUCCACUUCCUUCUCUACAAGGACAGGUAGAAAUAGGAAUACGUGUAUAGAUUCCACACUCUCGGAUGGGGAGUAUCUGCGUAGAGUGGCAGAUGCCGUUCUCACAGCCGAUACAUUAUAUGUGAAUAAAGGACGUAUUACCGCAUUAUCAAUGCUUUCAGUAGUUGUAGAUAAAACAACAGGUAUAAUGUCUUAUUGUCUCGCUGCGGCUUCCUUUAAAAAUGCUAUUACACUACUUCGAGUGGGAGUAUCUCCUAUAAUAGCAGGAGGUCAUCUUUCCGGGUGUUCAUUACUGAGUGUUCUUCCAACUGUGAGUCCCAUCACAAGUCUCGCCCCGUUAUUUCCACCAGUGCGGCAAAAUAAUGUCGCCACGGCAUUAAUGUCUUUUGCAGAUGGAACGGCAGCGGUGUUGUUUCACUUUCUCAGUACAUCUACACAGCGAAUGGAUGAUCACCAGACAAUAUCAAAGAAAGAAGAAGAAGAAGAAAAGGAAGAAAUAGAAACGGCAGCAGCAGCAGCAGGGUUGUCAAUAGAUCAAAGUCCUCAUACAACAACGAUGGGGAUGAAUACGCAGAGAAGAGAAAAUAAUAAUAAUAAUAAUAAUAAUAAUAAUAAUAAUACUGUGGAUAAUAGUGUUAUUGCAUUGCAAGAACGACUUCGUACUGCACUGCAAUGUGUUUCCCAUGCGAGUACUGUAGCGGAGGAGGCGGAACAGACACUAAAGAUGCAGCAGCAGGAGUUACAAGAACUACGAACCACAAAGGAAAUGUUAACAAAACAAGUCAUACAACUCGCUGAGGCGCUGAAUAAAAAGAGUGUAGAAGUUGUUGCACUCAAACAGCAAAAAGAUGAUCAUCACAAGAAGGAAGAAAGUAUAAUAGAAGUGAAGAAGAAUAAGAUAAAAGUACAGGAAUUAGAAGAACGCAGUCGUAUCUUAUCGCAACAACUUGAAAAAUGCAAAAUGGAAAAAGAAGAAGAAUCUAAACGAUUUAGAGAGGCAGUACUGGAACGAGAUCAUAUUCAAACUGUAUUACUGGAAUCAGAGUCUCGCUAUCAAUCAGAGUUGGAUGCAUUACUUCGUGAAAAUCGAUUUCUCGCUGAGACUCUUGGGCAACUCGGGUAUGAGAUGCGGAAUGAAAGCAAUGGACAAGGCACUCAUGUAUACAGUAGAGAAGGAGAAGGUACAGUAAUAGUUUCUAAAAGGAAUGAGUCAUCACUGCGUGAAUUGCUGGAGAAUGCAUUAACUACACCAACAGAAUCCACUGAAGAGGUUAAUAUCUCCUUGCAAGGAACUCUCUUACAAAGAUUAUAA